Molecule: messenger RNA, 816 nt
Organism: Naumovozyma castellii
Lineage: Eukaryota; Fungi; Ascomycota; Saccharomycetes; Saccharomycetales; Saccharomycetaceae
Gene: OAZ1
Product: Oaz1p
Source: RefSeq, a predicted model, not a curated record
AUGCACUCCAAACCAAAUUUACUUCAGAAAAAGCAAAAUGCAGUACUACAACUGCUAUCCACUGAACAAAUACAAGAGAAAUUGGCAAAUCCAACCAUAUCAGCCGUAUCCUUAACAUUCCCCAUCACAAACCUGAUAAAAAAGCAAAAAUUUGAUACGAAUCCUUCCUUAUUAUCCUAUUCUUUAACGAGCAGUGGAUUUAAGGAUUGGUAUGCGGACAUCGAGACGGGAUCAUCUUUGGAUCUACCACAGGAUAAUUUGAUCCAAUUGUACUGGGAUGUUAUCCUGAUUAUGGAGUCGCAAUUCCUCUAUGACGUUUCUCAUUUGAAGAAAUUCCAAAAUCAUUUGAUUGACACCAUGGGGACCCGAUUAAGGUAUAAUAAUUCCAAGACCUUGAGGGACACCCGAUCAUGGAGAGGAUUAUGCGAUAACUACAUGAUGGUUUACUUACCACUGAUCUUUGAUGAUCUGAUUUGGUGCAAAUAUGAUUCGGUAUAUCUACAUGUCGUAUUACCCCCAAUAGAGUCAUGGCGAAAGAAUGAUGGGAAACAAAGCACCUGUAAGGAAUGGUUGUUGAGUUUAUUGGAAUUGAGCAAUUCGUUAGAUUUGCAAUAUUUACGAUUAUAUCUCAGAAGAAACGAUAGCAAUACCAAUGAUCUGACAACGUUACUACGAAAUUUGAACUGGAUAGGUGGGAGGAUACUACCCAAUGAAAAUAGAAACGAAUUAUUUGAUACAGACAACAAUGACAGGAAUGGUUUCGAUAAUUUAAUGUUGGGCGAUGAAAAUUUUGUCAUAUUGGAGUUUGAAAGUUGA